AUGUACACUGCCGCCGUGGUAUGUCUUUCGUCUCAUUCUCGCGGCAGCACAAUCCGGGCAUUCGCUGAUCCUUACCAGAUAGUAGUGGGCGUUGGUGUAACUUACGCUGCGGUGCCGCUCUACCGGAUGUUCUGCGCAGCCACAGGGUUUGCUGGGACACCGAAGGUCGGGAUGGGCAAAUUUGAGGCGGAACGACUGGUACCUGUCGAGAAUGCAAGGCGCAUCAAGGUGCACUUCAAUGCGGAUACGUCGGACUCGCUGCCUUGGUCGUUCACUCCGUCGCAAAGGUUUGUGAGCGUUCUCCCGGGUGAGACUAGUCUCGCCUUCUACAAGGCAAAGAACAAAUCAAGUCAGGACAUCAUCGGCAUUGCUACCUAUAACGUAACACCGGACAGGAUUGCGCCCUACUUCGGCAAGGUAGAAUGCUUCUGUUUUGACGAACAAAAAUUGCUGGCGGGCGAGGAAGUGGACAUGCCUCUACUCUUCUUCAUUGACAAAGAUGUCCUUGAGGAUCCGACUUGCAGGAAUCUCGACGACGUGGUGUUGUCAUACACGUUCUUCCGUGCGAGGAGGAAUGCUCAUGGUCAUCUUGAGCCCGAUGCCCCUGAUGAUGUCGUACAGGCAUCCCAAGGAUUUGCUGGGUAUGAGAUGGCGCCGAGAGUUGAGGACAGGAAGCCCACAUCAGAGGACACCCCGAAGUCUUCAUAG
This is a messenger RNA of Fomitopsis serialis, 708 nucleotides long. Its product is annotated as cytochrome oxidase assembly factor. The record is from RefSeq and is a predicted model, not a curated record. Bases 1 to 708 code for a protein of 235 amino acids. The transcript is spliced from 3 exons. Lineage: Eukaryota; Fungi; Basidiomycota; Agaricomycetes; Polyporales; Fomitopsidaceae. Gene Ontology annotation, molecular function: copper ion binding. Gene Ontology annotation, cellular component: mitochondrial inner membrane.